This is a messenger RNA of Mercurialis annua (annual mercury), 1925 nucleotides long. RefSeq names its product xylulose kinase 2. The record is from RefSeq and is a predicted model, not a curated record. Gene Ontology annotation, cellular component: cytosol. Bases 60 to 1736 code for a protein of 558 amino acids. Gene Ontology annotation, molecular function: D-xylulokinase activity. Gene Ontology annotation, biological process: xylulose metabolic process; D-xylose metabolic process. The transcript is spliced from 11 exons. Lineage: Eukaryota; Viridiplantae; Streptophyta; Magnoliopsida; Malpighiales; Euphorbiaceae.
AACUCCCUUCUUAAUUUUUAAAGAACACUCCCAAGUCCCUCUGUUGUGUUUUUUUAGCAAUGGAUAAUCUCUCUCUUCCCAUUGGCUCCUUUUUCCUGGGAUUCGACAGCUCUACUCAGUCAUUGAAGGCAACAAUUUUGGAUUCCAAUCUGAACGUGAUCAAAUCAGAGCUAAUUCACUUCGACUCAGAUUUGCCUCAUUAUAACACUAAAGAUGGAGUCUUUAGAGACGCAUCAGAUAAUGGCAAAAUUGUUUCACCCACCUUGAUGUGGGUGGAAGCUCUUGACAUUGUUCUUCAAAGGCUUUCAAAUUCAGGAUUUGAUUUUGGGAAAGUUGUUGCUCUUUCAGGCAGCGGACAGCAACAUGGUAGUGUUUAUUGGAAGAAUGGUAGUUCUUCAAUUUUAUCAUCUUUGGACUCCAGUAAGCCACUGGUGAAUCAGCUUGACAAUGCCUUCUCGAUCAAGGAAUCGCCGAUUUGGAUGGAUAGCAGCACCACCCUGCAAUGUAGAGAAAUUGAAGAGGCUGUUGGUGGAGCUUUGGAAUUGUCCAAACUCACCGGGUCUCGCGCGUAUGAGAGGUUCACAGGACCGCAAAUUAGGAAGAUUUUUCAAAUACAGCCUGAAGCUUAUAAUGAUACUGAGAGAAUUUCUCUUGUUAGUUCAUUCAUGGCGUCUAUUUUUAUUGGUGCAUAUGCUUGUAUUGAUUAUACUGAUGGUUCUGGGAUGAAUUUGAUGGAUAUUAAGCACAAAGCCUGGUCUACAACAGCUUUAGAGGCCACUGCACCAGGCUUGGAGGAGAAACUUGGAAAGCUGGCUCCUGCCUAUGAAGUUGCAGGUCAUAUUGCUCCAUAUUUUGUAGAGAGGUACAAAUUUAACCAGAACUGUUUGGUCAUUCAGUGGUCUGGAGACAAUCCCAAUAGUUUAGCAGGCUUAACCCUCAGCAUUCCAGGAGACCUAGCUAUUAGCCUGGGCACAAGUGACACUGUUUUCGGUAUUGCUAGUGAUCCUCAACCUGGAUUGGAAGGGCAUGUCUUCCCUAAUCCUGUGGAUACCAAGGGUUACAUGGUAAUGUUGUGCUACAAAAAUGGGUCACUAACUCGUGAAGAUGUCCGUAACCGCUGUGCUCAGAAAUCUUGGGAAGUCUUCAACAAGUUGCUCGACCAAACGCCACCUCUUAAUGAUGGGAAGAUCGGCUUUUACUACAAAGACCAUGAAAUUCUUCCUCCCCUUCCAGUUGGCUUCCAUCGCUAUGUACUCGAAAAUUUCAAAGGUGAGACUCUGGAUGGAGUGAAGGAACAGGAAGUGCAGGAAUUUGAUUCUGCUUCUGAGGUUCGGGCAUUGAUUGAAGGGCAGUUCCUGUCCAUGCGAGCUCACGCUGAAAGAUUUGGCAUGCCUACCUGUCCAAAACGAAUAAUAGCCACUGGUGGAGCAUCUACAAAUCACAGCAUUCUGAAUUCAGUUGCAUCAAUAUUUGGCUGUGAUGUCUACACCGUUCAAAGACCUGAUUCUGCCUCCCUGGGAGCUGCAUUAAGAGCCGCUCAUGGUUGGAUGUGCAAUAAGAAGGGAAGUUUUGUGGCAAUAGCAUCCUUGUAUAAGGACAAAUUAGAGAAUUCAGCUCUCAGCUGCAAGCUUUCUAUUAACGGUGGGAGUUCAAAAUUAGUUUCCAAAUAUGCAUUGUUGAUGAAGAAGAGAAUGGAAAUAGAAAAUCGACUUGUUGAAAAGCUUGGACGGUGUUGAAGGAAGAACCACCGUGGUAAAGAUAUCAACUGGAUGUCAAAUAGUAUAGUUCCUUCUGACUCAAGACAUGAAUUAUCUUUUACAUGUCAAUAAUUAGGGUUUGAUCUUAUUCUCAAAAAAAUUCUCAGCAGAUUCUCAGCUGCCCUAUCAAUUUAUUCAUUUUAUUUAAGUAACCAUUUAGAUUGGGCA